This is a messenger RNA of Plasmodium malariae, 987 nucleotides long. Its product is annotated as eukaryotic translation initiation factor 2 subunit alpha, putative. Gene Ontology annotation, cellular component: eukaryotic translation initiation factor 2 complex; multi-eIF complex; eukaryotic 48S preinitiation complex. NCBI's taxonomy places the organism in Eukaryota, Apicomplexa, Aconoidasida, Haemosporida, Plasmodiidae. Gene Ontology annotation, molecular function: translation initiation factor activity; ribosome binding; RNA binding. The record is from RefSeq and is a predicted model, not a curated record. Bases 1 to 987 code for a protein of 328 amino acids. The transcript is spliced from 2 exons.
AUGGCGGAACUUGGGAGGAGCAAAGCCGAUUUAGGUGAUUGUCGUUUUUAUGAAAAGAAGUUUCCCGAAGUUGACGACUUGAUUAUGGUUAAGGUUAACAGAAUUGAGGAUAUGGGGGCAUAUGUUUCCAUUUUGGAGUAUAAUGAUAUGGAAGGUAUGAUUUUAAUGUCUGAAUUAUCGAAAAGAAGAUUUCGAAGUGUUAAUAAAUUAAUUCGUGUAGGUAGGCAUGAAGUAGUUUUAGUGUUAAGAGUUGAUAAUCAAAAAGGAUAUAUCGAUUUAUCAAAAAGAAGGGUAUCUCCGAAAGAUAUAAUUAAAUGUGAAGAGAAUUUUUCCAAAUCUAAGAAAGUACAUCAAACAGUUAGGCAUGUUGCACAAAAACACAAUAUGACUGUUGAGGAAUUAAAUAAAAAAGCCAUUUGGCCCUUAUAUCAAAAAUAUGGACAUGCAUUUGAUGCUUUAAAAGAAGCAACUAUGAAUCCUGAUGUUGUUUUUAAAGAUUUAGAUUUAGAUGAAAGUAUAAAGGAAUCUCUCCUUGCAGAUAUAAAACUUAGAUUAACACCUCAAGCAUUAAGAUUAAGAGGAAGAAUAGAUGUUUGGUGUUUCAGUUAUGAAGGUAUUGAUGCAGUUAAAGAAGCUUUAAAAAAAGGAAAGGAAAUUUCGAAUAACGAAGUAACUAUUAAUAUCAAAUUAAUAGCACCUCCCCAAUAUGUUAUCGUUACUUCAUGCCAUGAUAAAGAUCUUGGUAUGUCCAAAAUUCAAGAAGCUAUGAAAGUUAUUAGUGACAAAAUUAAAGAAUACAAAGGAGGCGAUUUUAAACAGCAAGGUGAAAUUUUGGUCAUAGGAGGGGAUGACGAAAAAAGAUUAGAUGAAUUGUUAGACAAGCAUGAUGAACUAUCUAGCGAUGAAGACUACAAUAGUAGUGAUGAAGACGAAGAAAAUUCAAGCGAAGAUGAAGAAAAUUCAAGUGAGGAGGAAGAAGAGGAUUAA